Molecule: messenger RNA, 1093 nt
Organism: Grammomys surdaster
Lineage: Eukaryota; Metazoa; Chordata; Mammalia; Rodentia; Muridae
Gene: Pigp
Product: phosphatidylinositol glycan anchor biosynthesis class P
Exons: 5
Coding region: 1-618 (205 amino acids)
Biological process (GO): GPI anchor biosynthetic process
Molecular function (GO): phosphatidylinositol N-acetylglucosaminyltransferase activity
Source: RefSeq, a predicted model, not a curated record
AUGCCCGGGCAUCUCAGCUGCGGCGGGACGCGCAGACGCUUCCGUGAGCCCCGCCGCGCGCAGGGUCUGCACUCACCCGGGCCUGCAGCCCGCGAGCCUCCGACGCGAGCUGCCGACGCCUCCGGCCCAAUACGUCAACCAGACCCGGAGAGCGAGCUCUCAGCGGCUCCGGAGGCGGGCGGGUCACGUGACUUGGGAUUGUCUAAAGCCACGGGGAAGAUGGUGGAAAAUUCACCGUCGCCAUUGCCAGAAAGAGCGAUUUAUGGCUUUGUUCUUUUCCUAAGCUCACAGUUUGGCUUCAUACUUUAUCUUGUGUGGGCUUUCGUUCCUGAAUCUUGGUUAAACUCCUUAGGCUUAACUUACUGGCCUCAAAAAUACUGGGCAGUUGCCUUGCCUGUCUACCUCCUUAUCACAAUUGUAAUUGGUUAUGUGCUCUUGUUUGGAAUCAACAUGAUGAGUACCUCUCCACUUGACUCCGUUCAUACGAUCACAGAUAACUAUGCUAAAAACCAACAGAGGAAAAACUACCAAGAGGAUGCCAUCCCAGCAUUGAGAGACGUUCCCAUUAGUGAAGUAAACAAAAUGUUCUUCCUAGAAGCCAAAGAACUCAAUACCUAAAACUGAGAUGUAUAUACACAUCCUAAAACCAAACAUUUACAGUUGUGGGCUGAAUAAUUUUGAACAUAAUUAUAUUGACUAUCCUUUUAAUACCCAAUUACCCAAUAUUGACAUGCAAAAACAUGAAAGUUGAUUCCUUAGAUAUACUAUAAUCAACUUUGAGUAGAUCUAUAUGUACACACAGGCAUAUGUUCAUGGGUGUGUGAAUGCACAGUGUAUAUACAGGUCAGAGGACAACUUAGGCUAUCUCUCUUCAGGCACCCUUUGUUUGAGACAGGGUUUCCCAUUGGCCUCACUUCACUACUUACGGCAGGCUAGCUGGCCCACAAGCUUCCAGGCUCUACCUGUCUGCCUCCUACCCCACCCUUACUUUUGUGUGGAUGUAGAGAUCUGAACUCGGGUCCUCAUGCUUCUGUAGUAUAUACUUUACCAACUAAGCCAUCUCCCAGCCUAACAUAAAGCAACCAAGAAAGGA